UAUGUUCCCUUCCAAAUCAACCAAAACAUUGUUUUGUAAUAACCCGAUCUAAUGAACUCCAACCCGAAAUUUUACUUAAAGAAACAUCGAGGAUGUCACCAUUGAUAUCUUAUUACAGGUAGAUGAAGAUGUUUAAUUAGCUAUCAUUUAGUGUCCUUACCUAAUGCUCAUUAGAUAUAUAAUAUACCCUACGAGAUCUAUAAAAUCUUCAUUUUUGUGAAUACUAGAAUGGUUUAAACAGCGAUGGGGAAGACAGCGAAAUGGUUGAAAAGCUUGUUGACUGGUAAGAAAGACAAAAGUAGAAACAUAAGUAAUAAUCAGAAUUCUUCAGUUGUCCCUGAGAAUCCAACGACGACCGUUUCGAUCCCACUGCCACCGACAACUCCUAAAGAGAAACGACGAUGGAGUUUCCGGAGAUCUUCGGCUUCAGCGACGCCUGUUAGGGAGUUGAAUUCUGUAGAACAAGUAGUUACCCCUUCACCUCCACCACCACCGGCUCCGCCGGUUGUGACGGAUGUGAUCCGGGUAAGUGGUAGUGCUGACGAUGAGAAAGUUGAUGCAGGUGAAGAGGCGGCUGCUAAGAUGAUUCAAGCUGUGUUUCGAUCUUACCUGGCAAGGAAAGCUUUGAAAGCGUUGAAAGGGAUAGUGAAGUUACAGGCACUGGUAAGAGGUCACUUGGUGAGAAGACAAGCUAGUGUUACUCUUAAAUGCAUGCAGGCUUUGGUUACCGCACAAGCUCGAGCUCGAGCUCAGAGGAUUCGGAUGGUUGAAGAUUCCAGGCCUGCUAGCCGAAGACAAUCGCCCCAUAGAAGGUCCACAACACCAGAUCAGCGGCUCCGGCAUGGAUAUCAUGAGAUUGAUAGUGGAGUGGAGGAAAACAUUAAGAUUGUAGAGAUAGAUCAUGGUGAUUCAAAGGCAAGUUUGCAGAGUAGAAACAGCUAUUCAAUGGAACACAGAUUCUCAAAUCAUCAGGCAUCACCGGUAACAUCAUCAUAUUUGGCUGAUCAAAUAAGCCCCGGUGCUUGCAGUGGUCAUUUCGAAGACCAUUUUUUCACCGUAGCACAAAGCAGUCCCCAUUAUGCAGAAUCCGAGACAUUUGAGUACUCGUUCUGCCCCAAUUACAUGGCCAACACCGAAUCAUCAAGAGCCAAAGCCAGGUCACAAAGUGCGCCCAAGUCGAGACCGGAUUCGAUCGAGAGACAACCUAGCGGCCGGCGGAGAUCGUCGACUGAAGGCCGGAAUCAUGUCCCAAAGGCAAUGAAAAUGAAGCGGUCGUCUUCACAUGUCGGAGCUGCCGAAAAGAACUCCCAGUACCAGUAUCAGUAUCAGUACCCUUGGUCCAUCAAACUCGAUAGAUCAUCGGUUUCACUUAUAGACAGUGAGUGCGGUUCCACCAGUACGGUAUUGACAAACACCAACUACUGCAGAUCCCAUUUCGGGUACGAUGUAAGAGUAUGAAAUAACACCAAAUGGAAUCUCGAAAAUGAAUUAGCUCGAUUCAACUGAGGGAAAGUAAUCAGGAGCCAAAAAAUGACUUCUAUGACUAAAGUAGAAGUUUUACUGUGAACAAUGACCUGCGAAAAUUGCAGGGACUAGUGAUGUAGUAACAUUGUGUCAAUAGAAAUUCUCUGUUUGAUUUAUUUUCUGAUGAUUAGGUUUUUUAUUUAUGUAUUUGAAAGAUUGUAUUUAUAUACAUUUAUUUAUAUUAAAAUAUAAGUCAGUAUGUUCUUAAUUAGAAUAA
Molecule: messenger RNA, 1741 nt
Organism: Gossypium raimondii (Peruvian cotton)
Lineage: Eukaryota; Viridiplantae; Streptophyta; Magnoliopsida; Malvales; Malvaceae
Product: protein IQ-DOMAIN 19
Exons: 3
Coding region: 244-1458 (404 amino acids)
Molecular function (GO): protein binding
Source: RefSeq, a predicted model, not a curated record